AUGAAGGUUCAGCUUUUCCCCGAGCUGGCGCCAGGCCGGGCACGGAAAAUGCUCCAGGUGCUCCCGGUUCGUCACGGAGCUGAGGAAGGAGCUGCUUACAAAACCGUGUCAGGUGUGAACGGGCCCCUGGUUAUCCUGGACCAGGUCAAGUUCCCCAGGUACGCCGAGAUCGUGCACCUGACCCUGCCCGAUGGCACCAGGAGGAGUGGGCAGGUGCUGGAAGUCAGUGGCUCCAAAGCUGUGGUUCAGGUAUUUGAAGGCACUUCAGGGAUUGAUGCCAAGAAAACCUCCUGUGAGUUCACCGGGGACAUCCUGAGGACCCCAGUCUCAGAGGACAUGCUUGGCAGAGUGUUCAAUGGAUCAGGAAAACCCAUAGACAGAGGCCCCAUUGUCUUGGCUGAGGAUUUCCUGGACAUCAUGGGCCAGCCAAUCAACCCCCAGUGUCGGAUCUACCCAGAGGAAAUGAUCCAGACUGGCAUUUCAGCCAUAGAUGGCAUGAACAGCAUUGCCAGGGGCCAGAAAAUCCCCAUUUUCUCAGCUGCUGGGCUGCCCCACAACGAGAUUGCAGCUCAGAUCUGUCGCCAGGCUGGCUUGGUGAAGAAAUCCAAAGAUGUGAUGGAUUACAGCGAGGAGAACUUUGCCAUUGUCUUUGCUGCCAUGGGGGUGAACAUGGAAACCGCUCGCUUCUUCAAGUCGGACUUUGAGGAGAACGGCUCCAUGGACAAUGUGUGCCUGUUCCUGAACCUGGCCAACGACCCCACCAUCGAGCGCAUCAUCACUCCCCGCCUGGCCCUGACCACGGCUGAGUUCCUGGCCUACCAGUGUGAGAAACACGUGCUGGUCAUCCUGACAGACAUGAGCUCCUACGCCGAGGCUCUCAGAGAGGUGUCAGCAGCUCGGGAGGAGGUGCCUGGCCGCCGUGGCUUCCCCGGCUACAUGUACACGGACCUGGCCACCAUCUACGAGCGCGCCGGGCGCGUGGAGGGCAGGAACGGCUCCAUCACCCAGAUCCCCAUCCUCACCAUGCCCAACGACGAUAUUACUCAUCCCAUCCCUGACUUGACUGGGUACAUCACUGAGGGACAGAUCUACGUGGACAGGCAGCUGCACAACAGGCAGAUUUACCCCCCCAUCAAUGUCCUGCCCUCCCUGUCCCGGCUGAUGAAGUCGGCCAUCGGCGAGGGGAUGACCAGGAAGGACCACGCCGAUGUGUCCAACCAGCUGUACGCCUGCUACGCCAUCGGCAAGGACGUGCAGGCCAUGAAGGCCGUGGUGGGCGAGGAGGCGCUGACCUCGGACGACCUCCUGUACCUGGAGUUCCUGCAGAAGUUCGAGAAGAACUUCAUCGCUCAGGGGCCCUACGAGAACCGAACCGUCUACGAGACCCUGGACAUCGGCUGGCAGCUGCUCAGGAUCUUCCCCAAGGAGAUGCUCAAGAGGAUCCCCCAGAGCACUCUGGCUGAGUUCUACCCUCGGGAUGCCAAGCACUAGCCUGGCUCCCUGCUCCCCUGCUGCCUGAGAUGCUGGUUUGGUUUCCUUUUCCAUGUGUUGGUGUUUUUUCCCCGUCGCCCUCCCAGCUCCAGCCAGCAGCAGGUGACGCUUGUGGCAGUGUUCCCACUGAAAAUAUCCCUUCUCCCAAAGCCUGGCUCUCCAGGAGGCUGUUUAGGCCAGCUUUAAAAAUGUGCAAUAGCCACCGUGAGGUUUGGGUUUUGAAAGGAGCUUUUUGUGGGGUUCUCAAAGGCUGGGCAUGACCAGAAAUUGCAAAUCUUCACUUCCAAACCGAAAACACGAGGCAGGAGGUGUGACUUGCAGGACAACGUUCCUCGGCGAAAAAUGCAGGGUUUUGAGCAGAGCUGCACAUUCUGAAGGGUUUGUGUGAACUGAGGACGGGGAGGUGACACUGGGGAACAAAGGUGGAAAAAUCCUCAUCCUUUCAGAGGACAAAGGCCAGUGAGGUGCUACCUGAAAGCUUAAAUACUGAAUUGCAGGUUCAAAAUUCAAGUUUGCAGGGUAGAUUUCCUCCCUCACCCUUUUUUGGUUGAAUUCUGGAGAUGCCAAACAGAGCCAGCAGCUCAGUCUGAGCUCAGGAGUGUCACCACAGCUGUUGGUGCUUCAAGGCUUUGUGCUGCUGCUGAAGGGGAUCCUGAGAGGUGAAAACCAACCUGAAACCUGGCCCAGGUGAGCUCAGCUCUUCAACCGCGGCCUGCACUCCAGCAGGCAAGAGGAGUUGAUAAAAAAGGCAGCUUUCAAGGUGAGAAGGGAUAUUUCCAAGCUGCUGGAGGUGUGCUGGGCCCGUGCCACGGCUGGAGCUGCUGUGGUUUGCGCUCCAGGCGCGGAUCUGCCCCGGCCCUGAGCUCGGCAUUGCCCAACCCUGCGGUCUGGGCUGGGCAGCUCCGUGCUGCUCCUUUUCCAGCGGCUUCAGCCGAGGCUCCGGGGCUGCUGCUGCUGCUGCUGGCACAACUCCACGCUUUUCCCAGGCUUUUCCUGUAGUCUGAGCCCUGCUCUGGCUCACCAGAGCAUGUUGCACCUCCCUGCACGCCUUGGGGCCGUCUGGGAAGGUGCUAACGUGACUGGAAUGUGCCAAUUCCAGCUUUCCCCGACAUCUCCCAUGUGCAGUUCUCUGGUUUGUUCCGUGUUCUCUGUGGCUGCAACAGCAACUUUAUUCCAGUGCAUUCCACCCAAAGCUGUGUCCAGUCUCUUUUCCCCCCCCAGGUCAGGAUGGGAGGCAUGAAAAUACUUUAAUGUAGAGAAUCUCUAAAUAAAUUAAAUAUGGAAGGUG
Ficedula albicollis (Collared flycatcher) is the source of this 2779-nucleotide messenger RNA. It is a transcript of the gene ATP6V1B2, whose product is annotated as ATPase H+ transporting V1 subunit B2. Gene Ontology annotation, cellular component: proton-transporting V-type ATPase, V1 domain. The transcript has 14 exons. Bases 1 to 1491 code for a protein of 496 amino acids. Gene Ontology annotation, molecular function: proton-transporting ATPase activity, rotational mechanism; ATP binding. The record is from RefSeq and is a predicted model, not a curated record. Gene Ontology annotation, biological process: proton transmembrane transport; ATP metabolic process. Lineage: Eukaryota; Metazoa; Chordata; Aves; Passeriformes; Muscicapidae.